Synchytrium microbalum is the source of this 1056-nucleotide messenger RNA. It is a transcript of the gene PHA2, whose product is annotated as prephenate dehydratase. The transcript has 3 exons. The record is from RefSeq and is a predicted model, not a curated record. Gene Ontology annotation, molecular function: chorismate mutase activity; prephenate dehydratase activity. Gene Ontology annotation, cellular component: cytoplasm. Lineage: Eukaryota; Fungi; Chytridiomycota; Chytridiomycetes; Synchytriales; Synchytriaceae. The coding region runs from base 1 to 1056 and encodes 351 amino acids. Gene Ontology annotation, biological process: L-phenylalanine biosynthetic process.
AUGAGCGGUAAAGCGAGCAAGCGCAAGGCCGCUACUGAUGCAUCGCCGCAAGCCAAACGCUCAAACAACAAGAACAACACUGACGAUGACAUCGAAUCCACUUCUACGUUAUCCUACUUGGGACCUCCAGGCUCUCACUCCCACGCUGCAGCCAUGUCACUGCCUAAAACGUCACCCACAUCAACCGAAUUCAAACUAGUCCAGGCAGACACGAUAGCCUCUGUAUUUGAAAACCUCGUAUCCGGCAAAACACAGUAUGCGCUUGUGCCAUGGGAGAACUCUCGCUCUGGAUCGGUCACUCAGGCUUUAGAUGCUUUUAAAAAGUUUGUUGGUGUUGCAAGGAGUGGUGAUGAUGCAAGCAAUGGUAGUAGUGAAGGCAGGAUACAGAUUGUGAACGAUUUGUACCAUGUGGUGCACCAGUCUGUGCUAGGAGUUCCGAAUCCUGAUGGAGAUUGGAAGAGCACAAUCACAAACAUCUACUCACAUCCAGAAGCGCUAUCCCAAGUCAAAAUGUACUUGGACGAAUGCUUCCUCCCCAGCAACACCCACAGCAAAACAACCACCAGUCCACCAUCACGAGUACCCGUCUCAUCAACAUCGCACGCCGCUCAACUAGCAGCCAACUCGCCACAUACAAGUAUAGCGAUAUGCUCAACCGUAUGUGCAGAACUGUAUAAUCUAAAAGUGCUGCAGGAGAAUGUGGAAGACGCUAAUGAUAACACGACUCGAUUCUUGCUUGUGACGAGGUCGAGUGCUAGUAAUAGUAAUGCAGACACACAAGCUAGCAGUAGUGCAACGGCAGCACCGACAUUAAAGAUCAAGACACAUUUAAUGAUGACGUUGAAACAGGAUGAAAAUAUAGCAACAGUGUGCUGCAAAUUGGGGAAGGGUAAAGACAUCAUGGUGACAAAGAUAGAUUCAAGGCCUUCUGGGCUUGAGAACUGGAAUUAUACGUAUUAUAUUGAAAUCAUAUCACCAUCACCUUUAAAACUUGCCACAGAAGUUAAAAGCAUGUGCUCGUCAUUGCAUGUACUCGGAUCAUAUCAAAUGAAAUAA